Molecule: messenger RNA, 732 nt
Organism: Paramecium tetraurelia
Lineage: Eukaryota; Ciliophora; Oligohymenophorea; Peniculida; Parameciidae
Exons: 2
Source: RefSeq, a predicted model, not a curated record
AUGACUCAAAACAAUGAGGAAUUGCCUUUCAAUCCCUUCAACCCUAUUAAAACAUACAGACUCUAUUCCUCAAGGAGUCAAACCAUUCAUCAAACAAAUAGGCAGAAUUCUGUUCAAUUGGUUAAACAAUAAAAUGGUUCCACCAAUCCCUAUAAUCAAAUGGGAAUCACUAAUUAUGCAUUGUUUAUAAGAAACUCUGAAAACAAAGGAUUGAAAUCAGAUCAAAAUUUCCAAGCCUACAUCUAGAGAUUGGAAGAAAACAGAAAACUGUCUAAGAACUUAAUCCAAAAAACAAAACAGCAACAAAAACAUGAGUCAAUGUAAACUCAAUAAUUCGAAGAUGAUACUAAGAAGACUAGUCAUGGACCUUAAAUUAAAAAUACAGCUAAGGAUCAAAAGAAGGAGAAGUUUUAACAUCAGAUCACUGAAAUGAUUGCAGAAAUAAAGAGUCCCUUUUAUAAGAAGGGAAGGUACUUAUUGAAUGAGGACAAAGACAAAGAAAAGAAAUUGGCAAAACCAUUAUUUUAUGGAAUCCAAAAUCAAACUAAAUAAUAACAAAGACGAAAACUGGUCUUCUCUUAAAUUGAUAUAAACAAAUUAAGAUACAAGAUCUUUUUUGAUGAUUACAAUCCAUUAUCACGAAUGGUCACUAGUCAAUAAAGUUAGUAGAAGGAAGAAACAGUCAAUGAAUCACCACUAAAAACAGACUAAUAAUUCUUUAUUGAAUAAUGA